GUCUCAUCUCCCGCCCUCCCUCGCUGCCGUGUGUGUGUGUGAGAGAGAAGCAGUGAGAGAGCUGCAGGCGCUGCUAUAGGAAGGGGAGUGAGCUCAGCUCAGGGCUGCAGCCUCCCCUCUGCUCCUUCUUUGCCUAUUUUAGUCACAUCUCCCCGCUGCUCCCUGUCACUGACACAAGUAACUUUCCAGGCGCCUCGGCUGCACAUCCAGGUAUAAGAAAGAUGGCUACUGAAAGCAUAUUCAUUACAACUUUGCCAAUGGAUUUUAAUUCUCAGUUUGAUAACAUUACAAUCGGUUUAAAUGACAAUGAAACACUGUGUGAAAACUGGAGAGAAAUACACCACUUAGUUUUUCAUUUGGCGAACACAUGCUUCGCUGCAGGGCUGGUUAUUCCAAGCACUCUGAACCUUCACAUGCUUUUCCUGCGUGGCAUGCUGUGUUUAGGUUGCACUUUCUUCAUAAUUUGGGCAGUUCUCUUCCGAUGUGCUUUGGACAUAAUGAUAUGGAAUGCUACCUUCCUUAGUAUCAACUUCAUGCAUUUUGUAUAUCUCGUGUAUAAAAAAAGACCAAUCAAAAUUAAAAAGGAAUUGAAAGGUAUCUAUCACCGGAUGUUUGAACCUCUCCACGUAUCUCCAGAGCUAUUCAAUCGACUUACUGGGCAGUUUUGUGAAAUUAAAACCUUAGCAAAAGGCCAGACAUAUGCAGUAGAAGAUAAAACAUCUGUUGACGAUCGUUUAAGUAUAUUACUUAAAGGAAUAAUGAAGGUGUCCUACCGAGGCCAUUUUCUGCAUACAAUUUCUGCGAAUGCUUACAUUGAUUCUCCUGAAUUUCGAUCAACAGAAAUGAAUCGUGGGGAAACAUUUCAGGUCACUAUCACAGCCGAUGACAACUGUGUGUUUUUGUGCUGGUCUCGAGAAAGGCUAACCUAUUUUUUAGAAUCAGAACCUUUUCUUUAUGAGAUCUUUAAAUAUUUGAUUGGUAAAGACAUUACAACCAAACUAUACUCGCUCAAUGAUCCCACACUGGGAAAGAAGAGAAAGCUAGACACACAGCCUAGUCUCUGCUCCCAGCUGUCUGUAAUGGAGAUGAGAAACAGCUUGGCCAGCACAAAUGACAAUGAAGAUGGCUUGCAGAACUUUCUGAGAGGAACCUCUACUACCUCAUCACAGCGAAAUAAGCAGCAAGAGUUCUAUAAUGCAUAUGGAGUGGGCCCUUUGUCGCAUGCUGUUUUCUGUUGAUUACCUCUGUGUUAAAAACAAAGAAUCAUUCAUAAGCAGGUUAUUCUCCCUCAAUGAGAGCAUCAUCAAAGAUGAAACCUAUUGAGGAGGAUGCUGAGGAUGACGUCUUCAAGCCAGCAUAUUCACCAAAAAUCUAAAUUUUCACAGUCACAGAGUCCACGAGGCAGUUAUAUCUAGCAGAACAAUGGCUGAUUUCAGAAGGCACAACAACUGUUCCAUUGUUUCUUCCUUUCUAUUCUAAAAAUGCUUUCCAAGCAAUAUACAAUAUUGUUUUGGUAUACAUAAUAGAAAUAAUACACCAAAGCCUCAUGUAUUUUACACUUUUUGUUUUUCUUCACAGAAAUACCUUAUGAAAUAUAUCACAAGCCUUAAGUUGCUAUCAUAUUGUCCUUAAAGCACAUAUAGAUAUGUUGGGACUGUAUUUUAGAUGGAGCCAAAACGUUUCACAUUUAAUAAUGAAUGCAGUGUUUUAAUUUUGUAUUUAUUUAUAUAAACUAUAGUAGCUGA
Molecule: messenger RNA, 1745 nt
Organism: Xenopus laevis (African clawed frog)
Lineage: Eukaryota; Metazoa; Chordata; Amphibia; Anura; Pipidae
Gene: popdc1.L
Product: blood vessel epicardial substance L homeolog
Biological process (GO): striated muscle cell differentiation; heart development; skeletal muscle tissue development
Cellular component (GO): bicellular tight junction; sarcolemma; lateral plasma membrane
Molecular function (GO): cAMP binding
Source: RefSeq, marked provisional